This is a messenger RNA of Cydia splendana, 2174 nucleotides long. It is a transcript of the gene Stam, whose product is annotated as signal transducing adapter molecule 1. The coding region runs from base 189 to 1508 and encodes 439 amino acids. Gene Ontology annotation, molecular function: ubiquitin binding; phosphatidylinositol binding. Gene Ontology annotation, cellular component: ESCRT-0 complex. The transcript is spliced from 9 exons. Gene Ontology annotation, biological process: protein transport to vacuole involved in ubiquitin-dependent protein catabolic process via the multivesicular body sorting pathway. The record is from RefSeq and is a predicted model, not a curated record. Lineage: Eukaryota; Metazoa; Arthropoda; Insecta; Lepidoptera; Tortricidae.
UCAGUAAUGUCAAUGAAUAGUGUUGUCACCUCUGUCACUGAAGCGAUUCAUUGUUUUGUUGUUUUCUCCUAAAUCCCGUUGAUCAUCAUCAGCCGUCCUACAUUCGGUUUGGUUCGAUUUAAAUGAUUCGCGCGGAGUGAUCAAGCACGACUUGAUGUGAACGUGGCUCGACAGUGAACAAGAAAGCAAUGGGGAUAUUCGGGAACUCAUCGCCUUUCGACCAAGAUGUCGAAAAGGCGACAAACGAGAACAACUCGAGUGAAGACUGGGCCUUAAUCCUAGAGAUCUGCGACCGCGCAGGCGCCGGGGCGACCGCGGCGAGGGACUGUCUGCGCGCCGUCACGCGUCGAUUGGCCCACACCGACCCUCAUGUACAACUGAAGGCCGCGACCCUCCUCGACGCCUGCGUCUCCAACUGCGGCCGCAACUUCCUCCUAGAGGUCGCCUCUCGCGACUUUCUUCACGAGUUCCGCCGUCUGCUAGCGCGAGCUCAGCCUCCUGUGGCGCGCCGACUACGAGGACUGUUAAAAAAAUGGGCGGAGAAUGAGUUCAAGGGCGAUCCGCAGCUCGAUUUGGUGCCUUCGCUGUAUUUGAAGUUACGCGUUGAAGGCCACGACUUCGAAACCAGCGAACCUGCGGCCGCCCCCGCCCAAUCCGCGACGUCCGCCGCCGCGGCCCGCGAGCACGACGACCUCGCGCGCGCCAUAGAGCUGUCCCUCCGCGAGAGCGGCGCCGGCGCCGGCGGCGGCGGCGUGACCGGCGGCGCGCUGUACCCGCGCGUGGAGGCGGCGGGGGCGCCGGCGCCGGGGCCCGCGCCCCCGCCGGCGCCGGUGCCCGCCGCGCCCGCGCCCAGGAAAGUGCGCGCGCUCUACGACUUUGAGGCCGCUGAGGAUAAUGAGCUGACGUUUUUAGCUGGAGAGAUACUGUGGGUGACGGACGCGAGCGACCCCAACUGGUGGAAGGGGAGCAACGAGCGCGGCGAGGGGCUCUUCCCUGCAAACUUUGUCAGUGCCGAUCUCGAGCCUGCUCCAAAGAUCGAGUCGCGUUCAGGCGGCAAGAGCGUCCAGUUCGCGGCCUCCUCCGGCCCUAUUCAAGAGGAAGAGGAGGAGCCGGAAAUAGAUGAAGCGGCGUUAGACGCGGCGUUGCUCGCGUUACAUGAGGCUAGCCCUGAAGCACCCGCUCCUGGGGAAGAGGAUCUCGCUAGGCACGAGGCUCGCGCGCUCCGUCAGGCCGGCGUGGUGGACGCGGCGCUGCAGCGCGCCGACGCCCGCCACGCGCGCCUCACGCAGCUCUCCGCCGAGCUCGUCGACGCGCUCAACCUCUACCACCACCUCAUGCGGGAACCCCUCAAGCCUUACAACAUGCCUCAGCCACAUAUACCGGGGGUGCCUCCUGGUGUGCCAGGUGUGCCGGGGCCGGCGCUGCCGCCACACCUGCAGCAGCUGCACUACUUCCCGCCGCCCGGCCCGCAGCAUCCUCCCGGACAACCGCCGCAACCUAGGUGCUGAGAUCGCGGCGUUGUUAAUACGAUUUUAUUUUAUUACCGACUUAUUGUUAAUCCUGUACCCGUAUUUAUUUCCAAGCACAUUAGUCGCAAAAUCGCAUUCCGUGCCUCCGCGCACUGUUUGUACCUUAAAGGGUUAGGUUAGUGUAAAAUUAUCUGAGAUUAUUUGAAUUUAUUUAUGAGGGUUCUUGAUAUCGUUGAUUUUGGAGUAUGGCGGCUAUAUGAACGUCUACAUAUAUCAAAUUUUAGACAAAUCUUAAGGUAACAUUCUAAUGGCGUCUGCAGCAGCUUUGCAGUAGUAACGUUGCUGCAAUUGUUAUCAGAAUGUCACCUUAAGUAGAGGGAAUAUGUAUUUUAAUGUAUGAUUUCAAUUCGAACCGCUGCUGCAGUACGUUACGUACGUGUACGUUACGCCGUAUUCUAAAUAGAAACACAAAACGGUGUGCUGUCGCUUGCAGUCGGAAUUGAAAUUUUACAUUUAGUUACCUAUAAAAAGCGAUGUCACCAACUAUCAAUAAAUAUUUUCGAAUAGGACUGUUUUAUUCCCGUGUAAGAAAUAUUAAAGAGUUAUUUAAAUUGUGGGAGUUGUUGAUGGAAAUAUUUUAAUCGAAAUUUGUCUGUAAGCAAGUUUGUGUAUAAUAAUGGACAUGCAAUAAAAGACUAAUCAUUA